Messenger RNA from Drosophila busckii, 1740 nucleotides. RefSeq names its product sorting nexin-32 (gene Snx6). Gene Ontology annotation, biological process: phagosome-lysosome fusion involved in apoptotic cell clearance. The record is from RefSeq and is a predicted model, not a curated record. The coding region runs from base 87 to 1439 and encodes 450 amino acids. The transcript is spliced from 8 exons. NCBI's taxonomy places the organism in Eukaryota, Metazoa, Arthropoda, Insecta, Diptera, Drosophilidae. Gene Ontology annotation, molecular function: phosphatidylinositol binding.
CUGCAACAACAGAACAAUACCAACGUACACAAAGCACAGUGCACUUAUUAAAUAGAAAGUAUUGUUAUUAAAAAUUAAACUUCAAAAUGAUGGACGGCGUAGAUGAGUCAAACAUAUUGAAUAGUCCCGUAAAAAACAAUGGCGGUACAAUGGAAAUAUCAUCGCCCAAUCCAUUGGAAGCAGCAGCGCUACCAACUACAACAACAACAACAAAUGGCAGCGGCAGUGCAACCUCACCGGAAAGCUCUUCUUCAGCGCCAGUGACACCUGCUCCUUUGGGUGAAAAUGCGCUGCAUGUGGAAAUUUCUGAUGCGCUAAGUGAAAAGGAAAAGGUCAAGUUUACCGUACACACGCGCACUACAUUACCUGGAUUUUCCAAAAAAGACAACAAUGUUGUGCGGCAGCAUGAAGAAUUUGUCUGGCUGCAUGAUCGCAUUGAGGAGAAUGAAGACUAUGCAGGCUACAUUAUACCGCCUUGCCCGCCAAGACCAGAUUUUGAUGCAUCACGCGAGAAGCUGCAGCGUUUAGGUGAGGGCGAAGGUAACAUGACCAAGGAGGAGUUUAAGAAAAUGAAAUCGGAAUUGGAGUCCGAGUACCUUGCUACUUUCAAAAAGACUGUUGCCAUGCAUGAGGUAUUCCUGCGUCGCCUGGCGAGCCAUCCUGUAUUCCGCAUUGAUCAGCAUCUAAAAGUAUUUCUUGAGUACGAUCAGGACUUGUGCGCCAAGCCACGCAAGAAGAUGGCCAUCUUUGGUGGUUUCGUUAAAUCGCUAGGCAAGACUACUGAUGAAAUUCUUUUAAGUGCUACAGUGCGUGAUGUUAAUGAUUUCUUUGAGAAUGAACUGCAAUUUCUUACUGAAUAUCAUGGACACUUGAGAGAGGCUGCCACGCGCACGGAGAAAAUGACGCAACGUCAUAAAGAUGUGGGCGAUUCGCAUCAAAAGAUUUCGAAUGCGCUAACACAACUAUCAACUACAGAGCAAGGGCAUAUGGAGACCUUUGUGGCUAAGGCAGCAGAAGUGUUUGAGCGCAUCAAAAGUUUGGAAACACGCGUGGCCAGCGAUCAGGAUCUAAAAUUGGGCGAUACUUUGCGUUAUUAUCAGCGUGACAGCGAUGCAGCCAAGGCGCUAUUGAUACGACGAUUACGCUGUUUGGCUGCCUAUGAGACUGCCAAUAGGAAUCUGGAGAAAGCACGCUCCAAAAACAAGGAUGUGCAUGCGCCUUUGGAGGUGCAAGAGGCCGAAACGGCGCAGGCUGAAGCUUGUGAAAAAUUUGAAUCAAUGUCAGCUUGCGGCAAGGAGGAACUUAUUGGUUUUCGAAAUCGGCGUGUGGCAGCCUUUAAAAAAAGCCUUAUCGAAUUAUCUGAGCUGGAGAUCAAGCACGCCAAAAAUCAAUAUGACUAUUUGCGCCAGUCACUGUUAGCUUUAAAGGAGAUCGCCUGAGAGCUGGAUAAUUUGUUUUUGGCAUCUACAUUUGUUUGCACAUUGUUUAUACACCUUCUAAGCCAAGUCCCCCAAGGAGUAAAUCAAUUGGUUAUUUGCUAAGCAAACAGUUUUAUUAACUAUAUACUAAUUACAUACCACAUAUUAACAAAUAUACAUACAUACAUGAAGAAUACGCAUAUACAUGCAUAUGUAACUCAAUAAGCUAUUACAUGUUUUUUGUUUAUAAAACAAAACGCUUUUAUAUAUCGUAUUAUAUAUAACGAGCAUUCCUUUAUCAAAAUGAAUAUUGUAAACGCUU